Molecule: messenger RNA, 4901 nt
Organism: Dryobates pubescens (Downy woodpecker)
Lineage: Eukaryota; Metazoa; Chordata; Aves; Piciformes; Picidae
Gene: SYNPO2
Product: synaptopodin 2
Exons: 5
Coding region: 203-4018 (1271 amino acids)
Biological process (GO): positive regulation of actin filament bundle assembly
Cellular component (GO): Z disc; actin cytoskeleton; nucleus
Molecular function (GO): actin binding
Source: RefSeq, a predicted model, not a curated record
GAAGGUGGGCUGAGCGUAGAAAUCUGACGAAAGAGUGGGCUGUGCCCUUGGAGGGAGUGCUUCUGAAUGACUACAUUUGCUAGUGCAGUACACAGCAGCAGCAACAGUGUGGUGCUCUGGGUCUCCAGCUCUGCCUGGCAGACAAAUCUUCAGCUCGCUGAACAUCUGCAAGACAAAGUGUUACAUGUUCUUCUGUAAAUGAAUGCUGCCUAACUGCACCAGGAAAAUGGGCACGGGGGAUUAUCUCUGCAUUGCUAUGAGCGGAGGGGCACCUUGGGGCUUUAGAUUGCAAGGUGGCAAGGAGCAAAAGCAGCCUUUGCAAAUCGCCAAGGUCCGCAGCAAGAGCAAAGCAGCUAAGGCUGGACUCUGUGAGGGAGAUGAGGUGGUAUCUAUCAAUGGCAAGCCUUGUGGAGACUUAUCCUAUGCUGAAGUUAUUGUCCUAAUGGAAAGCCUGACCGACGUCCUGCAGAUGCUUAUCAAGAGAUCCUCCAGUGGAAUAAAUGAGAACUUGAGUGCUGAAAAUGGAAAGCACAAGAACAUAAAAAAUGAGGAGGACUAUAGAGAGAGCACCACACUGCAAAUUAACACAGCGAAAGAGAUCCCCCAUGGAGAUUUAUGCAUCACAGAGAUCUGCAGUGAGACUCACCAGGGAGCAAGAGAAAGCAACAUUCACUUUUCUGAAAUGAAACAAGAGACCACACAAAGCCACAGAAUUACUCCUAAAGUGAUAGGCACCUCCAAAGUACUCAUGACAGAUGAGGCUGCUCCCAGAGGGAAGACAGAAGAAAGAAGGCCAGGUACUAUGGUUGAGCUGCAGCUGUCCCUCACAAAUGAUGUGCAUAAGGGCACCAAUGCUCCUGCUGUGACUCUGUUAGGGGCAGAAAAAUGCAUCCCUUCCGGAAGAGGACCCAGUGUACAAGAUGGGACUAGCCCUGUAAUCUCAGUUCCCCUGGGUGUGAAAGAGGGCAACAUCCAGUGGUCGAACAAAGUAGUCCAGUUUUCUAGUAGCAAAGAGGUCAAGAAGAUCCAAGGUGCAGCUCCAUCUAUCCCCAGGGUGGAGGUGAUCCUAGACUGUUCAGACAGGGAAAAGGAAGCACCCAGGUCUCUAGCUGAGAGGGGGUGUGUUGAUUCUCAAGUGGAAGGAGGGCAGUCAGAAGCACCUCCUUCCCUCCCCUCCUUUGCAAUCUCAUCAGAAGGCACAGAGCAGGGAGAAGACAACCGGCACUCGGAAAAGGAUCACAGACCUCUCAAGCACAGAGCAAGGCACGCAAGGCUCCGGCGAAGUGAGAGUCUGUCAGAGAAGCAGGUCAAAGAAGCCAAAUCUAAAUGUAAAAGUAUUGCAUUGCUGCUGACAGCAGCCCCCAACCCCCACUCCAAGGGGGUGUUGAUGUUCAAGAAGCGUCGUCAAAGGGCUCGGAAAUACACUUUAGUCAGCUACGGUACUGGGGAGCUAGAGCGUUACGAAGACGAAGGUGAAGAAGGAGAAGGUGAAGAGGGAGACAAAGAAAACGCCUUUGAAGUGAGUUUGCUUGCAACAAGUGAGUCAGAAAUAGAUGAAGAUUUCUUCUCUGACAUUGACAAGGACGGUAAGAUUGUGACUUUUGACUGGGAUAGUGGUUUACUUGAGGUUGAAAAGAAAACAAAAAGUGGAGAGGAGAUGCAGACGCUUCCAGAGAGCACAGGUAAAGGGGCCCUCAUGUUUGCCAAGAGGAGGCAGAGGAUGGAUCAGAUUACAGCUGAGCAGGAGGAGGUAAAGGCACACACAGUUCACACAGAGGAACGAAGGGAAGCCACCAUGUCAGAAAACUUCCAGAAAGUAAGCUCUUCAGUCUAUCAAACAAAAGAGGAAGAAAUGACAAGACAGCAGACCUGUGUGAGCAAAAGCUACACAGAAGUGAGCCAGAAUCAUAACAAAAUGAUACAACAAAAUGGCUUUGGCUUAGCACCAGAAACAAACCUCUCUUUUCAGCCCUCUGAAGCUCAAAAAUCAGCAUCUUUGAAUAAAACAGCUAAGCCCUUCUCUUCCGGGGUUCAAAACCGAGCAGCUGCACCAUUUUCACCUGUAAGAAAUGUCACUAGUCCUCUUUCAGAUAUACCAGCACCACCUCCUUACUGCUCUGUUAGCCCACCCCCUGAGGCUCUGUACAGACCUGUUUCAGCCCCUGUGGCCAGCACUGCCUCCUCUGUGUGGUCACACACUGAGCCCACAGAGCGCAUAGCCUCCAGGGAUGAAAGGAUCUCAGUGCCAGCCAAGAGAACAGGGAUACUACAAGAGGCAAAGAGAAGAAGCACUUCAAAACCUAUGUUCUCUUUCAAAGAAGCACCUAAAGUAAGUCCUAAUCCUGCCCUGUUGUCCCUUGUGCACAAUGCAGAAGGCAAAAAAGGUACUGGAGCUGGUUUUGAGUCAGGACCUGAAGAAGACUACCUUAGUCUGGGAGCAGAAGCUUGCAAUUUCAUGCAGACUCAAGCAUCUAAACAAAAGGCACCUCCUCCUGUUGCUCCAAAGCCUUCACUCAAGAUUCCUCCUGCUGCUGGUACUCCAGUUUCACCAGUUUGGUCACCUUCGGCUGUGGCUCCUAACAAGGCUCCUUCUUUCCCAGCACCAGCCUCACCUCAGGCAGCGUAUCCUGCACCGCUCAAAUCUCCACAGUAUCCUCAUUCUCCUGUCCAUCCCCCAAAUACUCUAGACUUAGCUGGUCCUUUCAAAGGGCCUCAAGCAAUGCUAGCGAGUCCAAACCACACCUCCAAGACCCCAGUCACACCAGCUGCUGAAGAAACAAAGCCACCCUUUGAGAUGCCACCAGCCAUGAGUGGAAAAGGAGCACAGUUAUUUGCCAGAAGGCACUCCCGAAUGGAGAAGUAUGUGGUAGAUUCAGAGACUGUGCAAGCAAACACGGCACGAGCCUCAUCUCCAACUCCAUCUUUACCAGCCUCUUGGAAAUACUCACCUAAUGUCCGAGCACCUCCACCUGUCGCUUAUAAUCCCAUCUACAGCCCAUCUUAUCCUCCUGGUGCUAUGAAGCCUUCUUCUAAGUCCGUUGCUGCUACCAAAAAUACAAAAAGAAAACCUAAGAAAGGUCUCAAUACUUUGGAUAUUAUGAAACAUCAACCUUAUCAACUUGAUGCAUCUUUAUUUACUUUUCAACCUCCUAGUACUAAGGAAAGCUUUGCUAUUAAGCAGACACCGAAGUUGUCCAUUUCAAAGCAACCUCUACCUUUUAGACCACCUGCUGCUGGCUCUCCUCCUCAUGCUCGGGCAUCUUCAGUGUACUCCGUGCCAGCCUACAGCACACAACCUUCGUUCCAGUCAAAUGCCUCUCUCCCAGUCAAUGAAUCCUAUUCACCUACAGGCUACUCUGCAUUUUCUAAGCCAGAAACCACCACGUCGUCCUCUUUGUUUACUGCUCCGAGGCCAAAAUUUUCAGCAAAGAAAGCUGGUGUCACUGCACAGGGAAGAAGCAGUGGACGCUCAUUAUCACUUCCUGGGGGACCACCUUCAUUCAUUUCUCGAGCCACGUCUCCUACUUCUCCUCUUGUAUUUCAGCCUGCCCCUGAUUACUUCAGCAAGCCUGACACAGGGGCCGACAAGCCCGGCAAGAGACUGACUCCCUGGGAAGCAGCAGCAAGAUCCCCUCUCGGCCUAGUGGAUGAAGCUUUUGGGCCCCAAAGUAUGCAGGAAUCCAUUGCUGCUAAUGUAGUAUCAGCUGCUCGUAGGAAAACACUUCCUGAGCCACCAGAUGAAUGGAAACAAAAAGUUUCUUAUGAGCCUCCAGCCCCAAGUCCUAGUCUAGCUUUGUUAGGAGGGAAGCAAGCAGGUAUUGUAUCACCCCGCAAAAGCUCUCUGUCUGCCCCGAGUGCCACUACGCAGGCUGGCUCUCAGCUACAGUAUGCUUACUCCCCUCAACAGUCCAGAACAGAUCCUGAUAUAAUGUUCAUGGAUUCCAGGUCUGACUAUUGCUUGUCAACAGCUGAUUCAAACUACAAUCCACAGCCAAGGGGAUGGAGGCGUCCAACAUGAGCAGCUGAGGGGCCUGGUGCAUUUUCCCUUCUUUCAACUCUAAAAUCCUUGGAUUUGAGUUGAAGAGGGAAAGUUUCUUGCUGGCCUGAUGAUCUCUAAGCUAAAGAGAUAAGGAGGCAAAAUUGAAUGGAGCAGUUAUCACAUGACUGCAGGGCUCACAGCCUCUAGAAUAGACUCAGUUUUACACCUAACCUAAGAUUGUUCUGUUUGUCAAAAGUCAAAAAUACUCAUUCUUGGGGUGAGGGGUGGGAUGAAAGUGGGGCAAGUAAUGCUCAAUACAAAAACCUAGAAAGGAUGUAGAUGGAGACAGUACAAGUGUUUGCAGUUAAGUUAAUGUGGAAAAAAAAACAGUAAAAAAAAAAAAAAGGUAAAAUAAGGGCAUUUAAAGCAAGAAGUAUUUUACAGGCUCUUGUUGGUUUUGUGGGCGUUUGACAUCUGAGUUCCAAGGUACUAAAUAUAACCAGACUUGGGAAAGUUCCAGUGGAAGUGGAAUAGUUGGAAGCACUAGCUUAUUUGCCAUAUGUUUUUUACUGCAUUUUAAAAAUGAGCUAAGAAAGUACUGUGGCAAAAGUUAGAGCAUGUCUGUGGGCAUGGUACCUGAUUCUCUAGAAGGUGCUAGAUGCACACCAUCUAAGCAGUCAUCCAUCCCAGAUGGAUUUCAAGACAGUUUUGAUGAUGCUUUAUACAUUACAAUUAAUCAAAUAAUCUGAACACAACAGGAAGAAUGCUGUUGUUAACAGAGAUCAGUACCGUGAUACUUGGACAACAAAAAGGAUGAGGGAAGUAUUUAGAGCAUAUUUAAACUGGAAUGCAAGUUAAUUUUGUAAUAAACUAUCAAACAAGUCUGAGGCUGAACGGCCUUCAUUUCUCUGUGAAGUGCACU